UUGUUUAUUUCGCAUAAGCUACCUUUAAUGACUUCUAAAAAUUUAUCUUCUGUAAUUUCAAUGACUUCAUAUGAUUUAUCUUUAAUGGCUUCACAUUAUUCAUCUGAAGCUGAAAGAGAAACUGAAAAUGAAACACGUUCAAAACAUCCUGGAGGAAGACCACUAGAUUCUGUUUGGGAGCAUUUUGCUGCAACUCCAUUAAAAUCACUCGGCUAUUUUUCUGCAGUAUAUAAAUAUUGCAAUACUCAAUUUAGCCGUGGGCAUCCAAAUGAACUUGAGGUGCAUCUUGCAAAAGAAUGUGAAGGUGAAAGCCUUGAUGAUAAAAUAAGAAGCAAAUAUCUUGAAAUUGCGAUUCAGAGACAACUAUCAAAAGAAAAAACCAGUUCAAAAAAUCAAUCAAAAAAACAAAAAAUAAGUAUUAAUGAUUAUUGGGAAAACAAAAAUCAAUUUUUGGCAAGUUCUAAGAAGGAAGCAAUUGAUUCUGGAAGUUAUCUAAAACGAUAUAUAGAUGAAUUGAAUAUUAGCGGAGAUGGAUUGAAGCUUUUUAUAGAAACUAGAUGGACAUCUGCGUAUGAAACAGUUAAUUCUGUGUUUAGACUUAAACUUGUAUUAGAAAAGGGAAUGUAUACACAAAUUACCCUUUAUGCUGCACAAUUAUGGCAAUCGAUGGGAUACAAAGAUAAAUUAUCUGCACAAGCUCUUAUUGCUCAAAUUAUCAAAUUUAAGGAAAAAGAAUUUCCAUACAAUGUUGGAUAUGAUAGCCAACUAUCAUAUAAUGUGAAAAACAAAACUGAAGAUGAAUUAGUAGCAUUGAUUCAAAGGUCUUAUCUGUUUGAUGCCGAGGAUGAAAAUAAUAUAAGCGAAGACUAUAAAGAUGAAAAUAAUGGAGAAUCAGAUGAUGAUUUAGAGAUUUCUAAUCAUCAAGUAGUAGUUCUUGUUAUUAAUAAUGUUGUAGAUUUGUAUCAUCAAGCGUUUAAUCAAGUAGGGGAUUUGUAUGUCUCUAAUGAAGACAAUGUCAAUUCUGAUGUCGCUAUGAAUGAAGAUUAUGAAUUUAAUUUAGAAGAAUUAGUUCAAGAUCUUGAAUAA
Messenger RNA from Dentiscutata heterogama, 1086 nucleotides. The record is from the annotation of a GenBank genome assembly. NCBI's taxonomy places the organism in Eukaryota, Fungi, Glomeromycota, Glomeromycetes, Diversisporales, Gigasporaceae.